ACGUGGGAAAAUCGGACUUAUCGGGAAAGUAGCAAUACCUACCGAGGAACAUACUGAUUCGCCAUCAUGUAGCUCGUAUUCCCGAGCGUCGCAUCAUUAGCCGAGUUGCCUUCAAGUUGCAUACAUAUAUACGCGGUUCCAAUAUGAGUCUUUGCCAAGGUCUCUUCCAUCUCCCACUUAUAUUUGGAAGGAUAUUCGUUUCCAUCGCUGCAGUGAUAUGUGCAGGUGUGCCAAUUCCAGUAUUAGAGUUGAUGCAGCGCCAUCUCAAUUGAUAUUCAAUUGACCAAGAUGAGAUUCGUGGGAACAGUCGCAUGCCUUUUGGCCGUGGCAUCGGCCAAUGCCAUCAGAGACUUGAGGACUACAUUAGCAACGAGGGACAACGAUCCUGGGUCACGAGCACAACUAACGUACCCAGCCAACUAUUUCGACCAAGUUAUCAAUCAUUUCCCCAACAACUCUCGCUACGCCCCUUACGACAAAGGAACGUUCAAACAAACUUACUAUUACGACUACUCGUACUACAAGCCUGGCGGGCCCGUAUUUCUCUACAUCGGCGGGGAAACCAGCGGUCGAAGCCGCUGGUCCAACCUACAAACAGGCAUAAUCCAGAUUCUAAUGCAAGAGACCAACGGCCUGGGCGUGAUCCUAGAGAACCGAUACUACGGCACCAGCUACCCCUUCAACGACAGCACGACGGAUCACCUGGCGUAUUUGACAACAGAGCAAACCAUUGCCGAUAAUGCCUAUUUUGCGCAGAACGCCGUAUUCCCCAAUGUCACCGGGAACCCAGAUCUGACGGCACCGGGCACGCCCUGGAUCUUGUACGGCGGUAGUCUGGCUGGGGCGCAAACCGCUUUUUCCAUCAAGGAAUACGGCGACGUGCUGUACGGGGGCAUCGCAUCCAGUGCGCCUAUUGUGGUCACGCAGGCGUAUCCGGACUGGUACGACCCGAUCCAGAAGUACGGACCAACGGACUGCAUCGCGCGCAUCAACGCCAUAGUCGAUAAUUUUGAUGCCCUGGUGCGGGACAACUAUACAUCCGCCAUCCAGCACUUCCAAUCCCUCUUUGGCCUCGAAUCCCUAACGGCUCUCCGCGACUUCGCGACAACCAUUAACUACCCUAUCGGCAACCCAGGGUUCUAUAGUACCAACACAUGGCAAGAGCUAAACUGGAACUCGACCUACGGAUCCAAUGACUUCUUCGCCUUUUGCGGCAACGUGACUGACCCGGACCCGCCCGAGUCCGUCCGGGAGCUCGACUUCGCCUUAGCAAGCUACACCAAUGGCACUCCCUGGGAUGGUCUAGGCGGCUACGCAGACUACGUGAAAAAGACGGUCUUGCCCCUCUGCCCGCCGCCUUACGAACUCGACAGCAAUGACUGUUUUGGCACGCACAACGCGACGUACUGGGCCGACACCGCCAACGGCGGCACCAGGUCAUACAUAUACACGUCGUGCACCGAGCAAGGUACCUACAUCUCCGCGCCUGAAACUGGGCCCAGCUUGCUGUCCCGUGUUGUCGAUACGAACUACGCGCAGCAGUGGUGCACCUGGGCCUUCCCGGCCGGGAUGUAUAACUCCAUCCCACUUACGCCGGAUACCACGCAGUACGAAAAGUACGGUGGUUUCGACUUCAGCCAGCCGAGGCUAGCUUUUAUCGACGGUGACCAGGAUGUUUGGUUGGACUUGACGUACCAUUCCAACUUUGCACCGUCGCGAGCCGAUAAGACGGGACAGGGCGCCGAAAGCUACUUGAUUACCGGCGCUGGCCAUCAUUGGGAUAGCUACGGCAUACUAGAUGUGUCUGCUGAGCCCCAAUUUAUCCGCGAGGCGCAUAGGUGGGAGAUUAGGACCGUUAAGUCUUGGUUGAGGGAUUAUGAGGAGUGGAAAGCAGCACGGUAGACUCUAGAAAGGCGGUGGCGAGAUCCUGGGCUGCUGCUUGGGGCUGCAAGCAGUUUCUUGCCGCUUCUCAGGGCACGCUCGCCUUCACGCCUUAUGCGUCUCCACUCGCGCAUGAGGCGCUUAUAUGAACUCUCUAGACCUUCACAGUGGGAAUCGGAGUUCAGUGGUGAGGUUUUGGCGAU
Molecule: messenger RNA, 2084 nt
Organism: Pseudomassariella vexata
Lineage: Eukaryota; Fungi; Ascomycota; Sordariomycetes; Amphisphaeriales; Pseudomassariaceae
Product: extracelular serine carboxypeptidase-like protein
Exons: 1
Coding region: 289-1902 (537 amino acids)
Biological process (GO): proteolysis
Molecular function (GO): serine-type exopeptidase activity; dipeptidyl-peptidase activity
Source: RefSeq, a predicted model, not a curated record